AUGCUGCUGAUCGAGGCUGAGACCCCCUCCCAAACUCGACGCCCCCCCGGGAGCCCGGAGGUGGGCGAAGGGCGACGGAGAACUCGGGAUGCGUCCGAGGGGACCCGGAUCAGCCACGACCUGGGCGGGGGCAGCCUGGCCAUCGACACCCUGCCGGCCAACGAGACCCGGAUCGUGGAGGACAACCACAGCUACUACGUGUCGCGGGUGUUCGGCCCCGGGGAGGCCCAGAGGAAGGGGCUGUGGGUGGACAUGGCAGCGGCCAACGGGAGCCAAGUGAAGAUCCACGGGAUCCUCUCCAACACCCACCGCCAGGCCUCGAGGAUCAUCCUCUCCUUUGACUUCCCCUUCUACGGACACCUCCUGCGGCAGGUCACGAUAGCGACGGGCGGUUUUAUCUUCGUGGGGGACGUGAUCCACCGCAUGCUCACGGCCACCCAGUACAUCGCCCCCCUCAUGGCCAACUUCAACCCCAGCUACUCCCGCAACUCCACCGUCCAGUACCUGGACAACGGGACAGUUUUCGUGGUGCAGUGGGACAAGGUGUUCUUGCAGGGGAAGGAGGACAUGGGCAGCUUCACCUUCCAGGCAGCCCUGCACAGCAGCGGGAGGAUCGUCUUUGGGUACAAGGAGAUCCCGGUGCCAGUCCUGCAGAUCAGUGCCACCCAGCACCCCGUGAAGGCCGGGCUCUCCGACGCCUUCAUGGUCCUCAACCCUUCUCCUGAUGUGCCUGAGUCCCGGCGCCGGACCAUCUACGAGUACCACCGUGUGGAGCUGGACACCAGCAGGAUCAGCAGCCUGUCUGCCGUGGAGUUCACCCCCCUGCCCACUUGUCUCCAGCACCAGAGCUGUGAAACGUGUGUGACCUCGGAGCUGACCUUCAACUGCAGCUGGUGUCACGUCCUGCAGAGGUGCUCCAGUGGCUUUGACCGGUACCGGGAGGAGUGGUUGUCCUAUGGCUGUGGCCAGUCAGAUGAGAAGACCUGUGAGGAUCUGGCAGAAGGCAGCCACUACUCAGCCCCUCCUGACAGCUCCUUGUCCCCUCUGAGCGAGGGUGUCACCACCUCCACGGCCUCGCUCUUCAUCGACAGCCUCACCACCGAAGACGACACGAAGCUCAAUCAGUUCGCAGGAGCAGAGGGCAUGGGGAGCAGCCUUCCUUCCAAGACGGCCCCGAUUCCCACCGGCACCAUCGUGGGGAUCGUCCUGGCCGUGCUGCUCGUGGCCGGGAUCAUCCUGGCCGGGAUCUACAUCAGCAGCCACCCCACCUCCAACGCCGCCCUCUUCUUCAUCGAGCGGAGGCCACACCACUGGCCCGCCAUGAAAUUCCGGAAUCACACCCACCACGCCACCUACGCCGAGGUGGAAGCAGCCAGCCAGGAAAAGGAGGGAUUUGUGGAAGCAGAGCAGUGCUGAGUGAUCCCCCCCCUCCUCCUCCUCCUCCUGCAUCCCGAACCUGCCGCGUCCCACGUGUCGGAACCUCCCGUUAUCCCACUGCAAAGUCCGUCCCCUUCCUGGAGGAGAAACGGCGAGGAGAGAGGAAAAAAAGGACCCAAAAAAUCGAGAUUUAU
This is a messenger RNA of Neopelma chrysocephalum (saffron-crested tyrant-manakin), 1571 nucleotides long. It is a transcript of the gene PLXDC1, whose product is annotated as plexin domain containing 1. NCBI's taxonomy places the organism in Eukaryota, Metazoa, Chordata, Aves, Passeriformes, Pipridae. The record is from RefSeq and is a predicted model, not a curated record. The transcript has 14 exons. The coding region runs from base 1 to 1416 and encodes 471 amino acids.